This is a messenger RNA of Mobula hypostoma (lesser devil ray), 2086 nucleotides long. It is a transcript of the gene timm50, whose product is annotated as translocase of inner mitochondrial membrane 50 homolog (S. cerevisiae). Lineage: Eukaryota; Metazoa; Chordata; Chondrichthyes; Myliobatiformes; Myliobatidae. The transcript is spliced from 10 exons. Gene Ontology annotation, biological process: protein import into mitochondrial matrix. Gene Ontology annotation, cellular component: TIM23 mitochondrial import inner membrane translocase complex. The record is from RefSeq and is a predicted model, not a curated record. The coding region runs from base 13 to 1200 and encodes 395 amino acids.
ACCACUUUGCCCAUGAUGGCGGCGUCACUUCGCUGCAUGUGUAGCCGGUCGUUGAGGAAUGUCUGCGGGGACAUUCUGCGGAAUCGGCCCGGGACCGGCCGCAAGAGACCCGCGCUGCAAAGUUAUGAGGUAAAGGCCCACACGUCGCUGACGUGCCGGCAGCUGUCGGGGGAGAAAGGUCCAAGGACCGGCGGUCUGGCUCAGGCCAUCCUACAGGAGAAACUGCAGCAGCAGCGGGCCAGGGAGGAGGCGAGCAGCGGCGACCCGGGGGCCGGCGGCAGCGAACAGGAGCAGAAACAGAAGCAGAAGCAGAACACGGCCUACGCUAAGAAAAUGGUACUGAGGCUGGCUGGGCUGCUGGGCGCCGGGAGCGCCCUCGGAGUGGUCUACGUUUUCGGUAGUAAUUCAACAGAUGAAGCUGGAAAUAAGAUUCCAGAUGAAUUUGAUAAUGAUCCUCCUGUGGUACAGCAGUUACGAAGAACAUAUCGUUACUUCAAAGAUUACAGACAGAUGAUAAUUGAGCCCACCAGUCAGAAGCUGCUGCCAGACCCCCUUAAAGAGCCAUAUUACCAGCCACCGUAUACUCUUGUGUUAGAACUAACAGAUGUGUUACUGCACCCAGAAUGGUCGUUAGUCACAGGUUGGCGAUUUAAGAAGAGGCCAGGUAUUGAUUACCUUUUCCAACAAUUGGCACCACUGUAUGAAAUAGUUAUCUUCACCACAGAAACAGGAAUGACAGCAUAUCCGCUUAUUGACAGUGUAGAUCCCCAUGGAUUCAUCAUGUACCGUUUGUUUAGGGAUGCGACACGCUAUAUGGAAGGUCACCACGUGAAGGAUGUGUCUUGCCUGAACAGGGAUCCUUCCAAAGUCAUUAUUGUCGAUUGUAAAAAGGAAGCAUUCCGUCUCCAGCCAUUCAACGGCAUUGCACUAAAAAAAUGGGAUGGAAAUUCUGACGACCGAACCCUAUAUGAACUCGCAGCAUUCCUGAAAACAAUUGCAACAAGUGGAGUUGAAGAUAUUAGAUCUGUACUGGAGAACUAUGCUCUUGAAGAUGAUCCAAUUGAAGCGUUUAAAAAAAGGCAGGAGCUAUUAGCCCAGGAAGAAAAACAGCGAAUAACUGAUCUAUCACAGCAGAAGUCAUCUACUCUGUCCCUUGGAUCCUUGACAAGCAAACUAUGGCAGCGGUCCAAACCACAGUAACAUAAGCCUUAAUUUCCAGGCCCACUCUCUUGCUGUAUGAAGGAGUUACGUAGAGAAGCGUGGCACAUCGCUUCAAGCUGGAGGGAGCAAUAGCGUUUUCUCCCUGGGUUGUACAUAUAAUGGAAGCUAACACCAGAUGAGGUCCAGUUAAUUUUAUACUAUCCAGUGCUGGUAGUUGGCAGGAUUAGUUAUGAAAAUGGUGCAGAGAUGGAAAACUGGUAAUUAUUGCCCAUUACAUGCCUUGAUAUUGGCUACCAUGUUGGAUGUAUCAACAUCAUUUGAAUGCAAUGGAGAAGUCAGAUUUAAUCUUCUAUUAUUACUUUAUUUUGCAAUGUAGUUAAGUGAAGGAAUAGUAUUUUUUAUCCAAGUUUCAGGUUUUUUUUUUACAAGUCAGCAGAUAAAUUGUGGUAAAAGAACUCUGGGGUUGGGAAGAGGUAAAUUGAGGUGUCCUAUCAUUGUUACUGCAGUCCACCAAGUACUAAAUCUGCACAUUGGUUAAUAGGCUGCCUACAAAAUGGUAUCCACCAAAAUUUAGUUUUCUUUUUGCUUUUUUUUUGUACUAUCAAUACAGGUCUGUGUCUCGAGCAUUCUGUAAAUGAUGUGCAUAUGAAACCAAGUGUGUUCAAUGAAAUGUUUAAUAAAAUCACAAAAGCAAAAAUGGGGAAUUUUAAUUCCACAUAAAUGUGAUUAUAGUUAAAAACUGCCCUGUACUCAUGGUAGCAGCGUGACUUUGGACCUGAUCUUGUUGCGUUGAAUCAUUUUAUGGCCAAGACUGCCUAUGUUUCUGCAUAAUGAACAAUGCUUAUAUAGCGUGUGCUUCACGGAGUAAGUGAAAUUUGUUUGAGGAAUUUUCUGUAGUAAAUAACCAAUGUCACUGUUAUUAGUA